Scedosporium apiospermum is the source of this 1896-nucleotide messenger RNA. RefSeq names its product putative chromatin assembly complex, subunit p90. Gene Ontology annotation, cellular component: nucleus; CAF-1 complex. The record is from RefSeq and is a predicted model, not a curated record. The transcript is spliced from 3 exons. NCBI's taxonomy places the organism in Eukaryota, Fungi, Ascomycota, Sordariomycetes, Microascales, Microascaceae. Gene Ontology annotation, biological process: nucleosome assembly. Bases 1 to 1896 code for a protein of 631 amino acids.
AUGUCACCAAACGUGCAAGAGAUGGAAGGAGCGAGGAGGAAAAGGACCCACGAGGAAUAUUCUUCAGAAGACAUCGUCAUGAACGACGUCUCCUCUCUUAAGCCCUGCGAAUUCAAUGGCGCCAUCAAUCCUCCUAAUCAUAUUUCGAUUCAAUCUCCUCCGCGCCAAAGAAGUCCCGAGUCAUUAACUGACGCCGGAAGCAUCACCCCACCCAGACCCAGCCCUUCACCCAGCCCCACACCCACCAAGAACAGAGCUACCUCGCCGAGCCCUCUCCCGAAUUCCAUGGCCCCCGGAACGAGUCCGACGCCGAAGAACGGCACCGCAAAUCAACCACCCGCCAAGCGGAAGCGGUUAACAGCCGCCGAAAAAGCCGCCAAGGCCGAGGAGGAAGCGAAGAAGAAGAAGGAAAGGGAAGACCUACGACAGCAGAAACUAGCGGAAAAGGCCAAACAGGACAUGGAGAAGCAAAUCGCCAAGGCGGCCAGGCAAGCCGAGAAGGCGAAGAAGGACGCCGAAGAGCAGGAGGCGAAGGCGGCGAAGCAGCAAGAACGGGAGGAGAAGAGGAAGAAGAAGGAAGAGGAGGAGCGGAAGGCGCGCGAGGAGAAGGAAAAGAAGGAGAGGAGUCAGCUUAGGCUGCAGUCUUUUUUCAAGGCACCUGCUACGCCGAAGAAGCCGGCUGCGGCUACACUGGGUGCGGUGGAUGCGAAGGCGGGGACGGAUGGCGGCACGACUGCUUCGACGACGACGACACCGCGGAAGAAGCCACAGAGCGAGUACGAGCGGAUGUUUCAGCCUUUCUUUGUCAAGGAACAUGUGCGUAUGGCACCGACCUCGUUGCCGAUUGCCGAUCAAGAGACUCUCGAGGCCAAGUCGAAGAUUCUGGACGAGUACGUGAACGGACAUCGAGGUAUCGACGUUACCGUGAAACCAUUCAAUCCAAUCGACACGUUCCAUCUUAUACAACCGCCGAAUCGAACAGGCAAGAUGCACCCGCCCGUGAGAGCCCUCAUCGAGGAGCUACACGACAAUUCGAACGCAGGCGCCCUCGCGAAACUCCGAUCGAUCCCAAUGAAGCUUCUCUGCUUCCGACAAGACGUACGGCCGCCAUACUACGGUACGAUUACCUGCCUCCCUCACCAAUUCGGACCCGCCCGUCUUCGAAGAGCGGCCCGACGUCCAACGCAGAGGGUCCUCGAUCUGGAAUACGACUACGAUUCCGAAGCGGAGUGGCAAGAUGAUGAGCCUGGCGACGAUCUGGAUGACCUCGACGAGGAAGAGGAGGACCUCGAGGAUGAGGAUGAUAUGGAUGGGUUCCUUGACGAUUCGGAGGACGCGGGCGUGGCAAGGCGGAUAUUUGCGAAUACCAUGGAACCGGAGAGUACGGGGCUUUGCUUUGAGAAUGCACAAGGUGUUGGGCCGGUGGCUAGCAUGCGUGCGCAUCGUAUGGAGAUUAUUCUAGGGAACCUCGACCAAAACUGCGGCAUUGAUCCCUUCUCGACACAAUACUGGGACCCCGAACCCAAGCCUAAGAGCACAGCGUCAAAGGGCACGAUGCCACCCCCCGCCGCUCCAACCAACGCCUUCGAAGCGCUAGGCACCAAGUCCGCAGCGACGGCAGCGACGACGUCUUCAAAUACCAACGACAACGCCUCUGGUGACGCGGAUACCAAGACGGGGAAGACACAGGCGCAGAUCACGAAGCCGGAGCUGUUACCGGCCUUCAAGAAGGCGGUGAUUGCGAACCAGAAGCUGAGCAAGAUGGCGAUUGUGGAGGUGUUGAGCGUGCAGAUUGAUGGGUUGACGAAGGCGGAGGCGAAGGUUAUGUUGGAGUAUGUUGCGGAGAGGAGGGGGGCGGGAAGGGCGAAGGUUUGGGAGUUGAAGGAUGGGAGGUGA